AUGAUUAUUGAUAGAUUUUGGGCUGAAUUAUUCCGGCUUUCAUCGGAUCGUACCCAAUGGAAUAUGUUGUAUCCAUCAUUGCUAUCCAUUACGGUUAUUGAAAUGCCAUCCCGAAAACAUGAUGUCAAUUGUAAAGCUAUUCGAUUGCUUAUCAAAAAUGAAUCCGGAAUUGUUGAUGAGCAAAUUCUUGAUCCAUCAAGUCGUAUCACUCGUGUAUCAUCUUGUUUUGCUUAUUGGCAUUAUCGUGGUGAAACAUACGGUAUUAAUGUAGUCUCGGUUGAUGACUGUGAUCGAUUCUAUAGGAUGGUCAAAGGUAGUUAUGAGAUGUCAAGGUGCAUCACUACACGUGACCCUACCCCUACGUCAUCAUCUAUGCAAUCAACCAUCAUUCCAGCGUUUAUAACGCAAAUUUUUGAAGUAAACGAAGGUGUCGUCAAAAAUCGUAAUGGAUCAUUUACGGAAUGCAUAAUUAAACUUACUCAAAACGGUGCUUUAAUUCGCUUUAAGGGCAAAGAUUUCUCUCUUAAUUUGUUAGAAAGUGUUAUGGUUGUCGGUGAAAUAAAAGAGCGCUUGUAUAUAUCUGAGCCAACUGGUGCCUUUGCUAUCGAAUGUUCCAAUUCGCGAACUUUGCGCUUUCUAUUAAUUAAACUUUUGACAAUUUCAUCUUUCCUACAAUCUACUACCACUAAUAUUUCCAGUGCUACUUAUCAUUUACAAAAAGAAAUUGCGAGAGUAAACGAAACUAUUAAUUCGCUUGUACGUUCACUUGGAUCAUUACAACCAGACUGUGAAUUAGCUCAUGAUUUAAACGAUGAACUAGAAAUGAGCCAAUUGCAAUUGUUUACAUUAAAAUAUCGUUUAGCUGCCAUUUCCGAUAUUAAUUUUCCAACACCAUCGGAAUUAUUAAGUAAAAUUUCAUUGCGUACAUUACGUCAUCUAAGUUCAUUUGGCGGUUCUGCCAUAUGUUCACUACAUUUAUACUUCUUAUGUAAAUCACAGUUUCAAAUG
Messenger RNA from Brugia malayi, 1008 nucleotides. RefSeq lists its product as uncharacterized. The annotation marks the transcript as partial. Lineage: Eukaryota; Metazoa; Nematoda; Chromadorea; Rhabditida; Onchocercidae. The record is from RefSeq and is a predicted model, not a curated record. The transcript is spliced from 5 exons.